CUCUCCCUCCCUAGUCCCUUCGCUUCUCUCUCUUCCCUCUCUCCUUUUACCGGGGUCCCUCUUCCGGUUCUCGGGCGUCCGAGUUGCAGUAACUCUCGAACUCUUUACCUAUUCUGUUUUCCCUUAAUUUUUGUGUUUUGCUCUCUGUUGAAAUGGCAGAAGCAUGCGGAGGCUGUAAAUCCUGGGUCGAUGACAUUUACUGGACCCAUUUCAAAUUUACGCAUUUUGCCCUGCGUCUCCCUCCUGGUUUUGAUCAACACCUUGCACUUCCCAAAACGUUUUCAGAUGGCGUGAAAAGGAAAUUGCCAGAUAAUGUGACCCUUAGAGGCCCUGGCGGAGCUCAAUGGACUGUCAGAUUGUCAACUAGAGAUGAUAUAUUGCAUUUCACGCAUGGUUGGCAGCAAUUUGCACAAGAUCACUUUUUGGAAGAGAAUGAUCUUCUGAUCUUCAAGUACAAUGGUGAAUCACAGUUUGAUGUUCUAAUAUUUGACAAGAAGAACUUAUGUGAGAGGGUGGCUUCUUAUUUUGUCCGGGACAGUGGGCAGACAAAUAAGAGAAACACAGAUAACUGUUUUGAAGAAGAAAAUGUUAAUGUCCCUUCUAAUAUUGAUGUCAAAGGGGCUUCGCCUGAGAAAUCUGCACAUCGUAAAAAGAAAACGGCUCGUAAAUCUACUGUGGAACAUAUCCCUGCCCAGCAAUCUAAGCGGAGAGGAAGAUCUGCCCCUAUGGAAUACACACCUCCCCAGCAAACUAAUCGGAGACUGAGAGGAAGAUCUAGGGGAUCUGAUGUGCAUGCUGGAGAAAUUGAAUGGGUUCCUGAUGCUGAACCUGCAUCCAUGAGCAGAGAUAAGAUGGUUGAAAUAGUGGAUGCUUCAAGCAGAAAGGCCGCCAUAGAGGAGGCGAAAAAGAAUACCCUCCAGUUGGCUCAAGCAGCAUGUACCAUGGAUGGAUUCUAUGUAGUCAUGCGACCCUCGCAUGUAUUCCAGAAAUUCUAUGUGACAAUCCCUACGAAGUGGGUGACGCAGCAUCUUCCUCCACAAUCUGAAGAUGUGAUAUUACGUGUGGGAGAGAGUGAGUGGCUUGCUAAAUAUGCCUUUGAAGCCAGUCGUCGGAGCGGCGGACUCACCGGCGGGUGGAAACAGUUUGCGCUGGACAAUAACCUGCGAGAAUUUGAUGUUUGUGUGUUUCGCUUAGCAGGUAUAGGCAAGAAGCCACUGACCCUUGAUGUGAAAAUAUUCAGGGUUGAUGUGGAGUGAAGAAUCCCGGAGGGAAAAAAAAAACUAACGAGGCCGAUUCAAGCAUAACAAAAUUCUAUAGCUCAAUGAGUAGGUAUGUAAUAUAAUUCUGUGUUUAUCUGAGAGGUCAUGCAAGUUAAUGGUUGUAGUGAUCUGGCCGCAGGCUAUAUUCACGUUUUGCGUGAUAAUUUUGGGUACAAUGCGGUCUCUGUAGAUGUCAUGUAUCAAUCAAAUCAUCUAGCGCAGCUUGGUUUAUU
Neltuma alba is the source of this 1492-nucleotide messenger RNA. Its product is annotated as B3 domain-containing protein REM16. The transcript is spliced from 4 exons. The coding region runs from base 153 to 1256 and encodes 367 amino acids. The record is from RefSeq and is a predicted model, not a curated record. Gene Ontology annotation, molecular function: DNA binding. Lineage: Eukaryota; Viridiplantae; Streptophyta; Magnoliopsida; Fabales; Fabaceae.